UUCUGCUGUGGCAGAGGUUCUGCCACAACGGCAGGCGUCCUUGGGCUUCACCGCCACCAAGCCCUAGAGAGAGUGGGAGGCGGGGUGAGACCAGUGUCCCCACCUCGGCUUCUAGAAAUAGAAAACGCUGUGAGUCGGGAGCCAGAGCUUUUUGUUCUCGUCUGAGCCCUGCCAGGGGCUCCCUGCGUGACUUCGGGCGAGUUCUGCCCCUCACUGGGCCUCCAUCUCCCCACCUGCAAAGUGAGAGGGCUCUUUCGGUGGAUCUAAGUUCCAAAUGGAAUUAAAUUCACUUUUUUAACCAGCUUCCUCUAAGACGUGUCCCAGAUUCACCAGCCACGUCCCUUCUCCCGCAACGUGGCUGCACCCUGACCCUUGGACCCUCAGGUUUCAGCUGGAAACUUGUAUCAACUUUGGGGGAAGAAGCAGCAUCUAGCCUGUGGAGAGGAGGCUGAAGAAUUUGUUUCCUGUGCGUUGAGGCACUAAUCCUUUCACUGCUGUCCACCCAGACAGAUGUUGUUACCUCUAUUAAAGACGAAGCUGGGGCGCAGAGAGGCUUAGAGACAGUGGAAGGGAGCACUGGCUGGAGAGUCUAGGUUAUGCUGCUGACUCAGUGAGAUCUUAGGAUCUUCUGCUGGGAAGACAGUACCCAAGUGCCAGCAAUCCUGGCCCACGUGGCCUGGAAAGAGACACCCGUCAGAUCAAGGAGAGGUUCUUGUCCAGCCUGGUUUCCUCUUGGCCCUGGGAACCUAAGGUGGACCUGGGGUGGAUUCGGUCCCCUCCUAUAGACCCAUGGCUCACCGGCGGAAAAUACAGCUGUUGACAUGGGACGUGAAGGACACGCUGCUCAGGCUCCUCCGGCCCGUAGGGGAGGAAUAUGCCUCCAGGGCCCAGGCCCACGGGCUGGAGGUGGAGGCCACAGCCCUGGAUCGAGCCUUUAGGCAGGUGUUCAAGGCUCACAGCCAAAGCUUCCCCGGCUAUGGCCUGAGCUACGGCCUUACCUCCUGCCAGUGGUGGCAGGAUGUGGUCCUGCAGACCUUCCAUCUAGCGGGUGUUCAGGAUGCCCAGGCUGUGGUCCCCAUCGCUGUCCAGCUGUACAAGGACCUCAGCAGCCCCUGCUUCUGGCAGUUGUUGGAGGGAGCGGAGGCCACCGUAAGGGAAUGCCGGAAACGAGGCCUGAGGCUGGCAGUGGUCUCCAACUUCGACCAGCGACUAGACAACAUCUUGGCAGGUCUUCAUCUGCGGGAACAUUUCGACUUUGUGCUGACCUCUGGGGCUACCGGCUGGCAAAAGCCAGACCCCCGCAUUUUCCAUGAGGCCUUGCGGCUUGCUCAGGUGGAACCAGCGGUGGCAGCCCAUAUUGGGGACAGUUACCACAAUGAUUACCAGGGGGCACGGGCCAUAGGCAUGCACAGCUUUCUAGUGGUUGGCCCAGGGCCUCUGGAUCCUGUGGUCAAAGAUUCUGUGCCCCAAGAACAUAUCCUCCCCUCAUUGCCCCAUCUCCUGCCUGCCCUUGACCGCCUGGAGGGCUCAUCCACAGGGCAGUGAGGGAAGCGGCUGGGCCCAACAAACCCUGGAGACAGGGAGCCCUUUCCUCUCCAAAAUCUGGCCUUUACUCUCUCCCUGCAGCCUCCCCUGUGCAUUCUGACUAUAAUGCAGCAAGCGUGAGGCUUUUAGCCCUUCCCCACUAACCAGCUCCUGGUCUCUGAGAUGGUUCAUUCAUCACGCCUGUGUCCCUUUGCCACCACAGGACCCCCUCACCUCCAACAAGAUUCCCUGAGGGCCCACCAACGUUUUUUCUAUACAAUGGCUCUAGUAGCAUUUAAUUGUCUUUAAUGUCAUUUGAAACAAUUUUGUUAGAUUGUAUUGUGACAGCUGUCCUAUCAGCAUGCAUUAAAAAAAUCAAUUGGUGAAA
Artibeus jamaicensis (Jamaican fruit-eating bat) is the source of this 1912-nucleotide messenger RNA. It is a transcript of the gene HDHD3, whose product is annotated as haloacid dehalogenase like hydrolase domain containing 3. The coding region runs from base 790 to 1545 and encodes 251 amino acids. Lineage: Eukaryota; Metazoa; Chordata; Mammalia; Chiroptera; Phyllostomidae. The record is from RefSeq and is a predicted model, not a curated record. The transcript has 3 exons.